Arabidopsis lyrata subsp. lyrata is the source of this 1968-nucleotide messenger RNA. RefSeq names its product serine hydroxymethyltransferase 1, mitochondrial. Gene Ontology annotation, cellular component: cytoplasm. The transcript is spliced from 15 exons. The record is from RefSeq and is a predicted model, not a curated record. Gene Ontology annotation, biological process: folic acid metabolic process; tetrahydrofolate interconversion; L-serine catabolic process. Bases 287 to 1840 code for a protein of 517 amino acids. NCBI's taxonomy places the organism in Eukaryota, Viridiplantae, Streptophyta, Magnoliopsida, Brassicales, Brassicaceae. Gene Ontology annotation, molecular function: serine binding; glycine hydroxymethyltransferase activity; pyridoxal phosphate binding.
AGGUUGGUGUAGACAGGGACCUGAAGAAAUAAACGACAAAGAAACAACAACUUAAUAAGAUAAAAUUUCAUUUUUUUUUUGUUCGGAAGAAAAUAUAAAUAAAAAAGAGGGAAAAAAUUCGAAAAUUUUCUGCAACCACCAAAAGCUCAGCCAAAAGCAGAGGCCACAAUUCUCUCUUCAUCUCUCCACAAGAUAAACCCAAUUUUGUUUUUUUUUUUGUUCAUGUUUCAAAUCUGUUUCUAGAAUUUCACAAACCAGAGAGAGAGAGAGAGAGGUUUAGCGAAAAAUGGCGAUGGCCAUGGCUCUUCGAAGGCUUUCUUCUUCAAUUGACAAACCCAUUCGUCCUCUUAUCAGAUCCACUUCUUGUUACAUGUCUUCGUUGCCCAGUGAAGCGGUUGAUGAGAAGGAGAGGUCUCGUGUCACUUGGCCAAAACAGCUUAACGCACCUUUAGAGGAGGUUGACCCUGAGAUUGCUGACAUUAUUGAGCAUGAGAAAGCUAGACAAUGGAAGGGACUUGAACUUAUUCCAUCUGAGAACUUCACAUCUGUGUCGGUGAUGCAAGCUGUUGGGUCUGUCAUGACUAACAAGUACAGUGAAGGGUAUCCUGGUGCUAGAUACUAUGGAGGAAAUGAGUACAUAGACAUGGCAGAAACCUUAUGCCAGAAGCGCGCUCUUGAAGCUUUCCGGUUAGAUCCUGAAAAGUGGGGAGUGAAUGUGCAACCUUUGUCUGGAUCUCCUGCCAACUUCCAUGUCUAUACUGCAUUGUUAAAGCCGCAUGAAAGAAUCAUGGCUCUUGAUCUUCCUCAUGGUGGUCAUCUUUCUCAUGGUUAUCAGACUGACACCAAGAAGAUAUCUGCUGUGUCUAUCUUCUUUGAAACAAUGCCUUAUCGAUUGGACGAGAGCACUGGCUACAUCGACUACGAUCAGAUGGAGAAAAGCGCUACUCUUUUCAGGCCAAAACUGAUUGUUGCUGGUGCGAGUGCUUAUGCUCGAUUGUAUGAUUAUGCCCGCAUCCGAAAGGUCUGUAACAAGCAAAAAGCUGUAAUGCUAGCAGAUAUGGCACACAUCAGUGGUUUGGUUGCUGCUAAUGUAAUCCCUUCACCGUUCGACUAUGCUGAUGUUGUAACCACCACAACCCACAAGUCACUUCGUGGACCCCGUGGAGCUAUGAUUUUCUUCAGAAAGGGUGUUAAGGAAAUUAAUAAACAAGGGAAAGAGGUUUUGUAUGAUUUUGAAGACAAGAUCAAUCAAGCUGUCUUCCCUGGUCUUCAAGGUGGUCCACACAACCACACUAUUACAGGACUAGCUGUUGCUUUGAAACAGGCAACUACUUCAGAGUACAAAGCAUACCAAGAGCAAGUCCUGAGUAACUCUGCAAAGUUUGCUCAGACUCUGAUGGAGAAAGGAUAUGAACUUGUUUCUGGUGGAACUGACAACCAUCUGGUUCUAGUGAAUCUGAAGCCUAAGGGAAUUGACGGAUCUAGAGUUGAGAAAGUGUUGGAAGCUGUUCACAUUGCAUCCAACAAAAACACUGUUCCUGGAGAUGUUUCUGCCAUGGUUCCUGGUGGAAUCAGAAUGGGUACUCCUGCUCUCACUUCCAGAGGCUUUGUUGAGGAAGACUUUGCCAAAGUAGCUGAAUACUUUGACAAAGCUGUGACGUUGGCUCUCAAAGUCAAAUCUGAAGCUCAAGGAACCAAGCUGAAGGAUUUUGUGUCAGCAAUGGAAUCUUCUUCAACCAUUCAAUCCGAGAUUGCGAAACUGCGCCAUGAAGUUGAGGAGUUCGCUAAGCAGUUCCCAACAAUUGGUUUUGAGAAAGAAACCAUGAAGUACAAGAACUAAACUGUUUUAUCCCACAAGUCUUUUUUAUCAUGCUUUGAAGUCCCAUGGAAUGUAUAGAUGAUACAUGUAAAACUCUAUUUUACCCUAUGCGAAAAAUAAUGAUCUGCAAAAUCUCUGUUAUAUACUGA